UUUCCUUCCUGGCUUCCCAUCUCUCUCCAUUUAAACCCCUCCGUCUUCCCCUCUCUCUCUACAAAUCCAACACACAUUCUCACUCACCCAUGUCUCUCUCUUCCAAUCCCAUCGCCUUCGCCUUCCGCCCCAUCUCCGCCUCCUCUCGCUCCGCAUAUCUUCAUCUCUUCACACAGCCUUCUUCACUACAAUGCAAUGCCAUCUCCAAACCUCAAUUCAUAGAUGCGAUCCAGAGUGGUUUGCCAGUGAUAAAGUGGCAUGAGAUUGUGGAAGAUGACACAGAAAAAGAUUCUUUAAAGAAGGAGACAUCGGAUGAGAUCGCGGAGCUGGCCGGGGCGGUCCGGUCGAUGCUGCGGUCCAUGGGAGACGGCGAGAUCAGCGUCUCACCGUACGAUACUGCGUGGGUGGCGCUCGUGGCCGCAGCUGACGAGGCGGCACCGCAGUUCCCGUCGAGCCUCGAGUGGAUCUCGAGGAACCAGCUCGGCGACGGGUCUUGGGGGGACGGUCGAAGAUUCUCGAUCUUCGACCGGAUCAUCAACACGCUGGCGUGCGUGGUCGCGUUGAGAUCUUGGGACGUAAAUCCCGACAAAACAGAGAAAGGGAUUUUGUUUAUUAAAAAGAAUAUUAAGAGACUGGAGGAGGAGAACAUGGAGCAUAUGCCGAUAGGUUUCGAGGUGGCGCUACCGUCGCUCAUUGAUAAAGCAAAAGAGCUCGGAAUCGAUAUCCCUAGCGAUACGAGAGGGUUGAGAGAGAUCUAUGCACGAAGAGAGAUAAAGCUCAAAAAGAUACCAAAAGACAUACUACACCAAAUGCCCACAACCUUGCUUCAUAGUCUGGAAGGAAUGGAAGGCUUAAAGUGGGAAAAGCUAUUGCAAUUGCAAAGUGAAGAUGGCUCUUUUCUCUUCUCUCCUUCUUCCACUGCUUUUGCUCUCCAACAAACCAAGGAUCAUAAUUGCCUCAAAUAUUUGACCAACCACCUCAACAAAUUUAAUGGAGGAGUUCCAAAUGUGUACCCUGUGGAUUUGUUCGAGCAUUUAUGGGCAGUAGACAGAUUGCAAAGACUUGGACUUUCACGUUAUUUUCAGACAGAGAUGGACGAAUGUAUCGCAUAUGUUCACAGAUAUUGGACGGAAAAAGGGAUCUGCUGGGCGAGGAACUCGGAAGUUCAGGAUAUCGAUGACACGGCUAUGGCGUUCCGACUGCUGAGGUUGCAUGGAUACGAGGUUCCGGCCGAUGUGUUUGGACAUUUCCGGAGUGGUGGCGAGUUCUUCUGCUUCAAGGGACAGUCGACGCAGGCGGUUACCGGAAUGUUCAAUCUUUACAGAGCGGCUCAGUUGAUUUUCCCGGGAGAGAACAUUCUAGAAGAUGCAGCAGCUUUCUCUUCUAAAUUCUUGCACCAAAAGAGAGCUGAUAAUGAGCUCUUGGAUAAGUGGAUCAUCACCAAAGACCUUCCCGGCGAGGUGGGAUAUGCACUAAAUGUUCCUUGGUAUGCCAGCCUACCUAGAGUUGAAACAAGAUUUUAUCUUGAACAAUAUGGUGGUGAAGAUGAUGUUUGGAUUGGCAAAACUUUAUAUAGGAUGCCAUAUGUGAACAAUAACAUUUAUCUCGAGCUAGCAAAAUUGGACUAUAAUAAUUGCCAGGCGUUACACCAACAAGAAUGGAAAGACCUCCAAAAAUGGUGCCGGAAUUCGAAUUUGGGUGUGUUCGGUUUGAGUGAAGGAAGCCUUAUGCAAGCAUACUACGUUGCUGCUGCGUCAGUUUUUGAGCCAGAAAAGUCACAAGAGCGCCUCGCUUGGGCCAAGACCGCGAUUUUAAUGCAAACUAUCGCGUCACAUUUCCACUCGACCGAGCAAAAGCGUGCCUUCAUCGACGAAUUCGAACGUGAUAGCGUCCUCACGUAUGCAAAUGGAGUAAGGUACAAAACAAGACCAAAUUUGGUGGGGACAUUACUCAGAACCCUAAAUCAACUUUCAUUGGAUAUAUUGUUGGCACAAGGCUGCAACAUUCAUCAACCAUUGAAAAAUGCAUGGCAUAAGUGGAUGAAGACUUGGGAAGGGAGAGGAGGUCGCGACGCCGAGCUAUUGGUGCAAACACUAAACUUAAGUGGCCGGGUGCGGACUGAGUCAGAGGAGUUGCUAUCGUUACACCCGAAAUAUGAUUAUCUGAUGAAGGCCACUGUUAGUGUCUGCGAUAAGCUUUGUCUGUUUCAGCAUCAAAAGGACGGAAAUGGGUGCAUGGCUAGUGCCGGAGGGAUUACAACUUUGGACAUAGAAUCGGCGAUGCAAGAAUUAGUGAAAUUAGUUGUUACAAAAUCCGCAGGUGAUUUGGAUUCACAAAUUAAGCAAAACUUUUUUAUUAUUGCUAGAAGCUUUUAUUAUUCAGCUUAUUGUAACAUAGGAACUAUUAAUUUCCAUAUUUCGAAAGUACUCUUUGAAAGAGUACAAUGAUCAUGUACAUGUAAAUCAAUUAAAUUUGCAACUAUCUUAUAUUUAA
Salvia hispanica is the source of this 2493-nucleotide messenger RNA. RefSeq lists its product as uncharacterized. Gene Ontology annotation, biological process: gibberellin biosynthetic process. The record is from RefSeq and is a predicted model, not a curated record. Gene Ontology annotation, molecular function: terpene synthase activity; magnesium ion binding. Gene Ontology annotation, cellular component: chloroplast. NCBI's taxonomy places the organism in Eukaryota, Viridiplantae, Streptophyta, Magnoliopsida, Lamiales, Lamiaceae.